GUAAGCUACAGCGCACGUGUCUAAUUUAUAUUGUCAAAUUACAUUUAAUUGAAUUUUUUUAAGAAAACACGACAAUAAUAGUAAAUUUUCAGAUAUAAUAAUGGUGUAUGUAAAAGAUUUUGAAGAUUUUGAAAUAGCAGCUAGCCAAAUGUAUAUGGAAAAGCCACAAUCUUGUCGGUAUACAAUGAAAUAUAUUCAUUCCAAAGGUUGCCUAUUACUAAAAGUUACUGAUAAUGUUAAGUGCUUGCAAUAUAAAGCUGAACAUGUACCAGAUUUGAAAAAGGUUGAAAAAUUUACUAGCAAUCUUAUGGGACAUAUGGCAUCAAAGGAAUAAAUUUUAUCUUAUAAUUAAAAACUCACCCCCUACUAUAAUACUAGCGCAUUUCAAUUUGUUAUUUUUUAUUCUAAGCUAUAGUUUUUAAAAUUGUAAAAUUUAAAUAAUUCGAGUAUUUGAAAAUUUUGAAAUUUAAUAUAUAAGAAAUAUGCAUCUUUA
Messenger RNA from Condylostylus longicornis, 493 nucleotides. It is a transcript of the gene Srp9, whose product is annotated as signal recognition particle 9 kDa protein. NCBI's taxonomy places the organism in Eukaryota, Metazoa, Arthropoda, Insecta, Diptera, Dolichopodidae. Gene Ontology annotation, molecular function: 7S RNA binding. The transcript is spliced from 2 exons. Gene Ontology annotation, cellular component: signal recognition particle, endoplasmic reticulum targeting. Gene Ontology annotation, biological process: negative regulation of translational elongation; SRP-dependent cotranslational protein targeting to membrane. Bases 101 to 334 code for a protein of 77 amino acids. The record is from RefSeq and is a predicted model, not a curated record.